This is a messenger RNA of Geodia barretti, 336 nucleotides long. Lineage: Eukaryota; Metazoa; Porifera; Demospongiae; Tetractinellida; Geodiidae. The record is from the annotation of a GenBank genome assembly.
AUGCUGGUCCAGCGGGUAAGUUGUCAGCUGGAAAUGGAGCACCGAAACCGUCUCUUUGCUGCAGCAACACUGCUUCUUCUGAGUCUGGAGAGCGGCGCUCUACUGUUAGCAACGCCUAGGGACGAAAGCCGAGUCCUGAAUAGUGACGGUCGUCGACAAACCACCAGUGACUGUCCCAGUUACUUUCCGGGAGUGAGUCCCAACUCUAGACCGCUGGUUGGCUGCAGAACAGGUCCUGCCAUCGGGAAUGUGGACCACGUACAAGCCUUUGGUUUCGAAGGCUCCAAUGUGGACCUGAGAUCGUGCGACCUACCGGAGUACCCCGAGACCAAGUAA